AUGACGACACGCUCAUCAUCAUCAACAUCGUCACCUAGAAAGCUCCAAUAUCAUAUCGAUGACCAUGAUUGGAUCAGCAAACUCCCAGACGAGUUAUUGCAAACGAUUCUCUCAAAAUUGUCCACCGAAGAAGCUGUACGAACAAGUCGUUUAUCGUCACGAUGGAUGGAUGUGUGGAAAUGGAGGACGAGAUAUCAUCUCGUCCUCCACAUGAACAAGGUCUUGGAAACAACCCCCGAUGAAGAUUUGCACCGAGUUUCUGUUGAGUUGGCUAGGUCAAUGACCAAGGCUAUAAAGAAUCACCACCGUGGCCACCUAGAGCGUUGCAUUAUUCACUAUGAAGUAUUACAGUGUAAGAAUGCUACGCUCCAAAGUUGGAUCCACACAGCUACUCGUUUGAAACACACAAAAAGUCUCACACUUACAAACCGUAUCCCUGGUUAUCGAAGGGGUUACAAAAGAACUAGUUAUCUCCGCUUGCUCCCAGAUACAUUCUCACAUCAUAGCCUCACUUCACUGUCACUUUGUGGUUUUUUGGUAAUAAUAAUUCCACAUGCAUUCAGCAAUUGCGAGAACCUUAAGACCCUUAAGCUUUUAAACAUAGCCAUCCCACAGGCUAGUGACCUUAGCGGAGUUUUAGCAGCUUGCACCUCCCUCGAGUUGAUUGUGUUGCAAGUCGAUUUCCUUACCCAAGAUGGUGUGUUGAAGAUUGAGAACAACAGCGUGAAGUUCUUGCAAGUGACUUUCCCAUAUGAGAUUGAUAGGAUCGAAGUGUAUGUAACUUGUCUAGACGUGCUCGACAUCAGGUUUAUCAAAGGUAAGAGAGAGAACUUCAUCAUCGCUGGUCCCAACAUCCAGGUUAACAAAAAUGCUUGGGUGAGUGAUCACGGUAUUCAUACGCCUCGCCUCGUCUAUAAUGUAUCAUCAUAUCUCGCUCAGGAGAAAAAAAUCAUUUGCCGUGAGGUUUUGGUGAGUGAUUUUCAUGAUAUGAGACGGGAUGGGUCUUUAUCAGUGACUGUAGAUAUGACUGAUCCGAAAGAAGUGGAGAUAGUGAAGGAAGUUUUGCUUAUGUGGGCUACUAACAAGAUGAUAGAGCUUGAGAUUUUUUUCAAGAACAAGAAAGCUCCUAAAGAUGAAGGUGAAUGUUCUACUAACAACAGAGCACAUAAAAAUUUGUUGGAGGAUGCAAAACCGUUCCCUACCGCUACUUUCCGCGUUUAUAACGUGCGGUUGUAUAACUUCGACGGUUCGAAUGAGGAAGAGUUUGCGUUCGCUUCCCGUUUGGUGACGCAAAAGACCGUGGUUAGGAAGAUGAUGAUUGAGACCACGUCGUUUCCUCCGACGAAGAAGUUGAAUGCAGAAGCAGAUGUGGCCAAGUUGAUGGAACUUCCUAAAGGUUACAAACGUCUUCGUAUUGAAUGCUUCUGA
Molecule: messenger RNA, 1428 nt
Organism: Brassica oleracea var. oleracea
Lineage: Eukaryota; Viridiplantae; Streptophyta; Magnoliopsida; Brassicales; Brassicaceae
Product: F-box protein At3g60790-like
Exons: 4
Coding region: 1-1428 (475 amino acids)
Molecular function (GO): protein binding
Source: RefSeq, a predicted model, not a curated record